Messenger RNA from Drosophila obscura, 5083 nucleotides. It is a transcript of the gene IRSp53, whose product is annotated as brain-specific angiogenesis inhibitor 1-associated protein 2. NCBI's taxonomy places the organism in Eukaryota, Metazoa, Arthropoda, Insecta, Diptera, Drosophilidae. Gene Ontology annotation, cellular component: nucleoplasm; cytosol. The transcript is spliced from 13 exons. Gene Ontology annotation, molecular function: protein binding. Bases 1089 to 4454 code for a protein of 1121 amino acids. The record is from RefSeq and is a predicted model, not a curated record. Gene Ontology annotation, biological process: actin filament bundle assembly; actin crosslink formation; positive regulation of actin filament polymerization.
UUAAGCUUCGACGCGUUCGGUUGGGAAAAAACUUUACCCCGAUUCCGCGUGCUUUUGAGUCCCGGUGUUGUUUUGGUUUAAUCUGAACACUCGUAACGCCUGCGCAUUUACCCACAAAACAAAGUUGUCGUCGUUCGGUGUGCAAACUGUUUAAAUCAUUUGACAAAAACAUAAUACAGUGAGAAAUCGAAAACUUGUGCAACACGUGGUGGAACACAUUUGGAUUUACGGAUUCACGCUUGAUAACUGCUUAAAGGUUUGUAACGUGUUCCAUUUGUCAUCUCGUACGCUGGAGGAGCUCUGAUCUCUUAUAUAAUUCACCAAAUAGCCGAAUCACGUGUAACACGGUGGAAACUGAUGAUAACAGGCCGUGCAAACAUUGUACAAAAGCGGCCAAAAAGCGGCAACAAGACUCAAAGAGCGCACGCUCGAAACCCGUCCAGAAGUCAACAGUUGGCCAGACGCCGCAACAGCAACACACACUUUGUUGGCCCGCUUGGCGCUUGCUGCUGCCUGGCAUUUCAUUUCAUUUCGUUUAGCUGGUUCGCGGCGGCAUUACGUGUUUUCGAUUUGAGCUCUGGGACGGUCUACCCGCCAAAAAGAAAGUCACGACACGACAGUUCGCCCGGCUGUCUGCGGCAGAAACGAGAUUUCCAAGAUUCUCUGCAACGAAAGUCAAAGUUACAAGUUUACUCCAAAUUCGAGUUUGGGUUUCAGUUUGAGUUUGGGUUCGAGUUGGAGUUGCCCCGGUUCAACGUCUUUCCACUUUUGGGUCGGCAGCACCGUCGCUCCGUCCUCACUGUGCCACAUUUUGGAAAGUGAAAAUUGAGUGCAGCCCGUGUCCGAAUCUGAAUCUGAAUCCGAGGCUAUCCCACCUUUUGGGGCGCUGCAGUUGAAAGUGAAUUCGAGUUGCAAGUGAUUUUCGGGCCUUUGUUUUUUUUGUAUUUGUUUGAAGCCGCCACCUUCGGCUCGAUCCCAUCAGUAGCCCCAGUUAUUUAGCUACUUGGAGAUACUGCCACUGCCACAGCCACAGCCACUUCACGUCUCAUUCGUUGAUCGAUAGGAACCGGCAUUGCAGCCCAGCAACAAUGGAGGCCGAAGAAGUUACAAAACUUGUCGAUGGCGUUUAUAGGAAUAUACUCGACAGAUUCAAUCCGGGUGCCAGGCAGCUGAUCGCGGCGGGCAAGAGCUACCUCAAGGCGUUGCAUGGUGCCGCAACCGCCUCGCGUCUAUUCAAUGAAGCAUUGGCCAAGAUUGCGAUGAACGCCCAGCAGAGCGGAACGGGCGAUAUUGGUUCGGCUUUAAUGAGCGUUGUGAACGUCAACAAGGAUAUACAGGAGCAGCAGAUGAACAUUCUGAAAGCCUUCUAUGUUGAUCUAUUGGUGCCAUUGGAGACAAAUCUGGAGAAGGACACAAAGGUGGUGCAGCACGAGCAGAAGAAGUUCAUGCAGCAGCACAAGGUGCGCAUGGACAGCUACCAGAAGGCCGUCUCCACAAUGAAGAAGCAGCGCAAGAAAAAGGCCACACCAGAGAAUACCGAAAAGGAGCUGCGGAGCCUGCAGCUGCUGGAGGACCAAAAGAAGAAGCUGGAUGUGUUCUGCGAUCAGAGCUACAAGAAUGCCCUGACACAGGAGCGACGUCGCUAUGGGUUCGUCUUGGAGCGCCAGUGCUCGAUCGCCAAGCACUGGAUGGCCUAUCACACCACCGGGAAGACGGUAAUUGAUAAUAAUUUCGAAAAUUGGCAAGAAAUUGCCGCUUCUCGUGAGAUCAUUCCGCCGUCCGCAUACGAGAGCGGCUACAGCAGCAGCAACAACAACAGCAACAACAACAACGCGAACAUGAGACGCCUGGAGCGCAUCAAAGACGGAGACGACGACCAGGUCCACACCCAGCUAAAGAAAUCGCGCAGCAUCGACGCCCCCUACGGGGAUAUGCGCACCCUGCACGAGCGUGAGAACAUCGGCGGACUGGGGUCAUCGCACUACGGUCAGAACUCGCUGCCACGCGCCAAGUCCGACUUCAAUCUGGCCCUUGUGGGCACUGGCCUGGGCUCAGGCAACAAACACAAGAUCAUUGAGGAGCAACUGGCGCCGCAUAGUGACGAUCAGCGUGGGGAUCAGCGUCCGCUGGUCAAGGCCCUGUACGCCUACAUGCCCUCCGGGGAGAACCAGCUGUCGUUCGAGGAGGGCGACCGCAUCGCAUUGGUGGGUGGCAAGGCCAAGGGCUGGCAGUUUGGCGAGAAUCUGCGCACCCAGCACUUUGGCUGGUUCCCGGUGGCCUAUACAAAUGCCGUGGACAACGGCACCGAGCUGGUGCCCACCACUGGCCGGCGGUACGAGAAUAUGCACAUGAGCUACGAACGCAACGGAGCUGGCAUCGGGGGAAUGGGGGCUGGCGCCGGAGCCGGAGGAGGUGCCGGUGUCGGUGUCAGUGCUGGUGCACUGCGCAGCUACCAUGACCAGAAGCAGCAGCAGUACAUGUCGGAGGCCCAGCUGGAGCUGAUGGACAGCGAUGCCACAUACAGGAGGAGACGCAACCACAGUGCCGAGGAGUCCUCGCCCACACGCAUGUUCGGCGACACUCUCAAGCAGCAGAAGAAAUACCGCGCCAGCUCUGGGGCGAAUCCGCGUCCGGGUCCGCCGCCCACACUCCCGGCGCCAGUGCCCACCGGGCAGCAGAGCCAGUCCUCGCGGAUGCUGAACAGCUCGCAGAGCUUCUGCGCCACCAAUGGAGUUCCGGCCGCAGUCGAGAGACGCAAGCAAAAGUUGCUGAACGGAGCCCAGAGCUCCAUGAGCCAUCCAUCGGGCAAGGGUGGAGUGGCAGCAAAGACCUCGCUCCACAGCAGCAACGACAGCGGCUUCGCCAAUGAGCCGCCCCCACAGCCAGAGGUGGACUACUCGGAUGAGGAGACAGCCACACAGCGUGUGCCCAUUCGGCGCAGAGCCGAUACCAACUCGCACACGCACACGGUGCCGCGGGACGUGGCCUCGUGGACCCUGAACCGCAACUUCCGCAACAGCGUGGACAGCCAGAUGGACGACAAGAGCAUGCACCGGCUGAGCCGGCAGAACGGGAUCGGAGCUGGCAAGAUGCGCUACGAUCUGAUUGCCUCGGAUGACGAGAUACUGCAGGCCUCCAGUGCGGGCCUCAAGCGUACCAAGUCGUUCUGGAAGUUCGGAGGCGGACGCAGCGGCGAGGACAUACUGGCUGGGAUGUCGCUGUGGCAGCACCGGGACCUGGUGGCUGCACCCAAUCUCGAGGAGAUGCGGGACCGCGAUGACCUGGAGCGACGCUCGGACGAGGAACGCAACGUCAAUGGCAAUGGCAAUGGAAAUGGCAGCGGCAGCGGCAAUGGGAAUGGAACGCUGACCAAGUCGCACAACUCCAGUUCGUCGCAGGAGAAGCGGGGACGCAAGGACAGUCUCACCAGCACGGAGCCAUACGGGGAGGAGGAUGAGAACAUCUAUGGCGUGAGUCAGCCCCCUCAGCAGCACCAGCAACAGCAACAACAGCAGCACAGGAGCAGCUACACCCCCAAGUCGCGCAUGAAGAUUAUGAAGACCAUUGAGAUUGACAUCGAGGAGCCCACGGAGGGUGAGCGGCUGAGCACCAUGCGGCGUGGCCAGUCCCAAUCCCAGCUGCAGCAGCAGCAGCAGCAUCAGGCACAACCGCAUCGUAAGUUGGACAAGCAGGGCUCUGGGUCCUCCUCCACGCCACAGCACAAGACGCAGACCCUGAGCCGGUCCAAGCCCUCCCAGCAACAGCAGUUUCCCCUCUCCACCGACGAGGGCGAGAGCGACGAGCACGGAACGCUCAAGCUGAGCGACGUGAACAACUUCUUCGACGACUUGCAGCACGACGGAGGUACCGGCAAAGGUGGACACGGACAUGGGCACGGCCAUGGACUGGUCAUGAAGACGGUGAAGCGACAGGACAUCCUCAAGCAGUACUACACCAGCGAGGACGACGAGUCUGAUGCCGAGCUCAAGUCGACCAGCUCCGAUCCCUACGACUGUAUCGUCAUCAACGAUCAUCUGGUGCGUAAGGACGACAAGCUGCGCCGCCAGCACCAUCAGCAGCAGCAGCAGAUGGAGUUCCAUACCUUCCGCUCCUCCACAUCCACCACAGCGACCAACACGCUGAAGAAGUCCUCCUCAAAGGAGCAGGACAGCACCUUGACCCGCAAUUCCACAGCAAACGCAAGUGCACCCACGGCCACCAUCCUGCCGCGCACACGACUCCUCAAGUCCUCCGCCACCAGCCACAGCAACAACAACAACAACAGCAGCAGCAGCAACAGCCACAGCCACAACCACAAUCAACACAGUGCCACGCUGGAGAGGAACUCAAAGACCCUGACAGGCAACAAGAGCUACGGCCCGUGGUACGACUUCUGGGACCAGGAGCAGCAUGGCAUCACGGGGCAGAAGUCGGCGAGUGCCAAGUUAAAGUGAGGCGGGCUGGUCAUCGGGAUCAGGAUCGGGACCAGAGCCAUGCAAAGAGAAUGAAGUUUCGCCGUUUUCUUACCGGCUAAGAAAAUGCGCAGAGAGCGUGAAAGAUGGUGAGGAUUACGAGAAUGCCACUAGGGCCUCCGACUCCUGCGUCCUUCUGUUUAAAUUUGCAGAUAAUUCUUAGAUAUAUCUUAAUGCCAGACCAGACGAUUGUUUGCUGGCAGGGAAAUUUUUGUUUUUAUUUUGUACAUACUUAAUCAUAUAUAUUUUAAUUGUAAACUGUAUCUAAAGAGCCAGUCCAUAGAGAGGAAACUUCAUGGGCAACAUGGGCACUGUAAACUUUCUUCGCUUUCUGUGCAGCAGCAAAAACCCCCAGAGGGCGGGGCUUGGCUUCAUUCUCGGUCGCCUGCAUCUGCAUGACUCGUAUUCGACUACACAUCAUUGAAUUUGUUCUAAGCCCAAGCAAGCUCUAUUGCCGCGCCUUUCCCUCCCCCUUAGAUGUAAUCAAAAGUAAUGCGAAUGUCAUUUGCCUUUCUAGCAGGCGCGGUGUGUACCGCAACUUUUCAAUAGAUUACUGAAAGCCAGACGCAAAAUCCUGCAACGCGGCUGCAACCUACAUAUAUACCCAGCUA